GUCAUUUCAUACUAACAAAGUAAUCAUAGUACUAAAUGCAUGUGUAUUCUUUCAAAUGUCGCGUCGAUAAUAAUAAUAAUAGCUCAACCGGUGAAUAGAGAGAUAACCCGAGUUUAUUCAAUAAAGGGUGUCUCUAACUUCUAAUGGACGCUGCGAAAUUCGCAAGAAUGGAGAGUAGAGCUAAAGAAGAAGCCAAGGUGCCGAGAGACACCUACAGGCUUGCAUACAUAAUCCACUUCCUGCUGGGUGCAGGGAGCCUGCUGGCGUGGAACGCCCUGAUCACAGCCGUGGACUACUUUGAGUACUGCUACCCGGGCCUGCACGUCGAGAAGGUCUUCUCCGUGGCAUACAUGAGCUCCUCCCUGGCAACCAUGGUUAUGGUGCUUGUGGGAUUUGGGAGGCAUAACACUAUUACAAGAAGCUGGUUCAGGCUCAGAAUGAACUUGGGAUUUUCCAUGUUUGUUCUGUCUCUCAUGCUCACUCCAACCAUGGAUUGGUGGUUCAAGAAGAAGGAGCUGACUAAUAAGUGUGCUGCUCCGUACUCCGCUGUGGUUUCAUCUGUGGUAAUAUGCGGUGUAGGGGACGGUUUGGUUGGUGGAACGCUGUUCGGCUCUGCUGGAAAGCUGCCUAAGCAGUACAUGCAAGCCAUCUUUGCUGGCACUGCUUCUUCAGGUUGGUUACAUUCACUAACUUAGUUUGAUCAAGUUUCAUAAUACUUUGUUUCACUUGUCUUAUUUAUAGGUACAAAGCAAAUAUGUAAGAAAAAGGAAAAUUAUGCUAACGGGAAAGAACUGCUAUGGGUUUGAUCUUAAGUAAUUCCAUAUUAAACAUACAUAAAAAUACAAACCUGCAGCUUAUGAAGUUUUAAGGCAACUUUUUUUAAUAAAUUGAUCUCUUUAGCCAAUUUAGCGUGAUUACUGUUAAGAACUGAGGUUCUAUUAUAAAAGGUCAAACUAAUGAUCAGUUUUCCUUUGAUGAUCAGUUUGUUUUUGCAUUCUGGAAAACCAACAUGUUUUAUUGUAAGAGGUCAAACUAAUAAGAGUAGGAGGAGUCCAAGAACUUAUUACUUGUCCUUUAAUGAUCAGUUUUUUUUUUGGAUUCUGGAAAUCAACAGGGGUUUUAAUAUCUGCAUUGAGAGUCAUAACAAAAGCGUCGCUUCCCCAGACACCACAGGGUCUGAAAACCAGUGCACACUUCUACUUCAUAGUGAGCACGGCCAUUCUGAUGGGUUGCAUUGCCUGUUCGAACCUCCUCCACAAGCUGCCUGUGAUGCAGCAGCAUUACAGGCUUCUCCAGGACGAUCAGAACUCGAGCCCGAAGCCCAGGUUCUGGAAUGUUGCAAGAGCAAUCAGAUGGCCCGCUUUCGGGAUCUUCAUGAUUUACACUGUCACUUUGUCAAUCUUCCCGGGAUUCCUCGCCGAAAACAUACAUUCGGAGAUGCUUCAAGAUUGGUACCCCAUUCUGCUCAUCUCAGUGUAUAACAUUUCAGAUUUCUUGGGGAAGUCGAUGACGGGAAUCUAUGUUGUGGAUAGCAUCGGGAAGGCAACAUGGGGUUGUGUUGGCAGGGUUUUGAUGUACCCUUUGUUUAGUCUCUGCCUCCACGGCCCGAACUGGUUGAAGACUGAGACGCCUAUUAUAUUUCUGACCAUAACUCUGGGAGUAACCAAUGGCUACUUUACCAGUGUCCUUAUGAUUCUUUCCCCCAAGUCAGUGCCACUUUCUGAAUCAGAAAUAGCUGCCAUUGUGAUGGCAGUUUUUCUGGGUAUAGGUUUGGUUUCGGGAUCGGUUCUUGGCUGGAUUUGGAUCAUAUGAACUUUGGACGAUUGUGUCAUGUGAAACAUCAAAUGUAAAACUUUUUUUGUUAAUGUGUGCACUAUACAACGUUUGGGUCCUGUGGUUUUGCCAUCGGGUUGAAACUUGGAAGGGCAUAUUAAUUUUGAUCGUUCUGAAUGUAAAAUUAGAAGCAGGUUAUAUGAAGGGAGAAGUUUGAUAAGCAGGUCUUAAUACUACCUCAGUUUUGUUUGCAAACAUAUUCCUCUUUGGGCUUUUUUAUUUGCAAUAUUUUCGUCUAUGGUAAGUUUUUUCCAUAUUUUUU
This is a messenger RNA of Cuscuta europaea, 2095 nucleotides long. The record is from the annotation of a GenBank genome assembly. Lineage: Eukaryota; Viridiplantae; Streptophyta; Magnoliopsida; Solanales; Convolvulaceae.